AUGGAUGGGACCGGCGAACUCCUUUGCCGCAAAUGCAACGAGCCCACCACUGUUUCGACUUCCCAUGCAACGGGACGAAACGAGUUGCUCCGGAUUUGCCAGGAGUGCGGCGGCACAGAGCGGAUCUUGAACAAGCAGAUCGCGAAGAGUUUGGCUCAGAAGAAAGCCAAAGAGGGUGAGCUCAAUGCUCACGAGGAGGAUCUGCUGAACAAGUGCCAGACUGCUGCGGACUUGAAGAAGCAGCUGGGGAAGAUGACGAAGGAGGAGCAGCACGAGUGGUACAGGAGUGAAAAGAAGUCCCACCGCCAGGACGGUGGUGGUGGCGGUGUGUCUAAGAAGAGAACAUUUGCCACCGCCGUCGGGGUUGUCGAAGACACUCGGCGGGCUUCCAUGAGAAACAGCGAGCAGGAUAGGUGGUGGCUUGAGAAAGACUGGGUCGCCAGAGAGAUGACCUUGGGCCUCGUGAAGAGCUACGAGGAUGGGCGGGCGAAGUUCUUGAAAAGGUGUCAGGAUGAUGACACCGAGAGCAAACAGUUGAGAGGCGUCUGGAUGCUGAAGGAGUUUGGUGGCUUGCUGGGCGAGCUCGCACAGGAGCACAGCGUAGCAGGAACUCUUCGCCAGCGAAUGGACGUCACAGACCAAAACGAGCUGGCUGUCUGCCAAGAGCAGACAGCACAGAGGCUCAAAAAGGCCGGUGAAAGGCUGGCAACCGAAAAGGCCAUGCUCGACCAAGGCAUGGAAAACGCCUCGGUGCCGGGACUGCAUGUCGCCCGAGACCUCGAUCAGCUCAAGCAGGAAGAGGCUCUGCGAGAUCAAAGGUGGAUGGAAACGGUGCUGGAGAAGCAACAAGCCGACAAGGAAAGGCAAGAGAACAAGGACAAGAAAAAGCCCGUUAGGGCAGUGCUCUUCCUGCAGAUCAAGAAUGCCCAUGCCCGGGAGGAGACCAUGCUUGCCUCCGCACACGGCAAGCAGCAGGAAGCCUUCACCGGCCUGAGAGAAGAGACUCAGGCAAUGAUGGCAGAGGAAGACGAAGGAACAAAGAAAGAGUUCCAGUCAACAAUGGAUGCACUCGAAGAGGACUUGGGCAAGCUUCUUCAAUCCAUCCAUGAGCUCGCAGCAAACCGGAAAAUCAAGGAGGAGGAGAUGGCAACGACGGAGGACGAUGACGAGCUGCUCAACUACCUGAAGGAGGCCACGGAGGCGUGCAAGAAGGGUCCUGGGGACUGGCCACAGCUGAAGGCGGUGAAGGACAGGAUGAAGGCCUUCCGAGGUUUGGUCAACGAUGCCAAAAAGGCUUUGGCCAAAAAGGACUCGCUGGCCAAGAAGAAGGCAAAGAACAAGGCCCUCGCCGCUGCCACAUCUGCGAACGGCACCUCGUCGCAAGCCGAGCUGUUGAAGCCAAAAUGGGCGAAGCUUCAGAAAGGCAGCAACGGGGUGUGGUUCAAUCUGCAGGAUGAUAUGCUGGAUCAGAUGCCGGGCAAAGGCCCAGUGCUGAUCCCUGCCGAGCAAAUCACAGGCCUGCUCAAGAGUGUUCAGGAUCUGGUUUACUACCAGUCCCAGAAGCAGUGGUUAGGAGAGAAGAUGAAGACAGAUGGCAGAGGUGUAACCACUGCGGUGAUCGGACGAGAGGCAGUUGCGAAGCAAGUUCUCGGCUUCAUCGCCAAGAGCCUGCCGGUGGCAGUCGCUGACCGCCUUUCGCUUCCGGGGGAUGAAGAUCUGCUGGACCUGUGGAGGCCCAUGUUCUGCCAGUGCAUGGGCGGCCGUGUGGACACCAGCACAGCCUUCAGCCUGCCAGAGCUGACGGUGCAUCUCGAGGGGACAAGCGUUUUCUUCGCCGGCUUCCGUGCCAGCGAGGAAACACAGCUCGGGGACUUCAAAGCCCUCACGUCGCAAGAGUUCCUUGACCGCUGCGAGUGGUUUGCAAACUUGUCCUCCGGCCAGGGCAUCGUCCUGCCGCCAGGGAUGGUGUACAUCAUGAUCAACACGGAGUACGACGUCGAGAAGGAAGACAGCCCCGAAAGCAUUCCAGCCCACAUGCUGAAGUUGUUCGUAAUGACGGCGAGCUCCUGCAAAUGGGCAUCGACAAGCCUUGCAAAGGUGGUCGCCCGCACCCCCGAGCUGGGUGCCAAAAGAACAGGUAAACUUCUGAACCACUUCCUCAGCGUGCUGGACUAA
Messenger RNA from Symbiodinium sp. CCMP2592, 2175 nucleotides. The record is from the annotation of a GenBank genome assembly. Lineage: Eukaryota; Dinophyceae; Suessiales; Symbiodiniaceae.